Messenger RNA from Homo sapiens (human), 2719 nucleotides. RefSeq names its product intraflagellar transport 25 (gene IFT25). The transcript is spliced from 7 exons. The record is from RefSeq and is a predicted model, not a curated record. Gene Ontology annotation, cellular component: cilium; centrosome; intraciliary transport particle B. Gene Ontology annotation, biological process: spermatogenesis; kidney development; intraciliary transport. NCBI's taxonomy places the organism in Eukaryota, Metazoa, Chordata, Mammalia, Primates, Hominidae. The coding region runs from base 161 to 805 and encodes 214 amino acids.
AGAGUUGGAGCGCGCGCGACCCCGGACUCCACGGAGGCCGCGGCGAGCAGGCGGAGCUGCGGGUCGGGACGCUCUGCGUGGGGCGGGGCGCAAGGGAGGUUUCGAGCCCGGAAGGUCCGGCGCCCAGAGCUAACGGGAGUCCCAGGUUAAACACUUUAAGAUGAGAAAAAUUGAUCUCUGUCUGAGCUCUGAAGGGUCCGAAGUGAUUUUAGCUACAUCAAGUGAUGAAAAACACCCACCUGAAAAUAUCAUUGAUGGGAAUCCAGAAACGUUUUGGACCACCACAGGAAUGUUUCCCCAGGAAUUCAUUAUUUGUUUCCACAAACAUGUAAGGAUUGAAAGGCUUGUAAUCCAAAGUUACUUUGUACAGACCUUGAAGAUUGAAAAAAGCACGUCUAAAGAGCCAGUUGAUUUUGAGCAAUGGAUUGAAAAAGAUUUGGUACACACAGAGGGGCAGCUUCAAAAUGAAGAAAUUGUGGCCGGAGUGGGAUGGCGCUAUCUUGGCUCACUGCAACCUCCGUCUCCCGGGUUCAAGCGAUUCUCCUGCCUCAGCCUCCCUAGGAGCUGGGAUUACAGGCACCUGCCACCACACCCAGCUAAUUUUUUUGCAUUUUUAGUAAAGAUGGGGUUUUGCCAUGUUGGCCAGGCUGGUCUCGAACUCCAGACCUCAGGUGAUCUGCCCACCUCAGCCUCCCAAAGUGCUGGGAUUACAGGUGUGAGCCACUGCGCCCGGCCCGGAAAAGCAAAUUUUAAAUGGAGAAGAGUAGGAAAGGCAUUUCAAAAGCCACCUUGGUAUACCAGAUAAGAGAUGUGAAGCAGAUAACAAGCCCCACUAAUGAAGACUCAUAAUCAGAAAAGACCCAGAAGGGGACUGCUCUGGGUCAGGUUCUCUAGAAGCAGAGCCUCCAACAAGGAUUCUUUGAAGAGUGAUUUAUUGAGGGAGCGCUCUCAGGAGAAACCUCUAAGGAAGUGAGAGAAGCAGGAUCAGGCAGAGGGAAAAAUUAAACAUGGCUUCUGCUGAAGUCUAGCCUCAGUCUGAUCCCAUAGGGAGCUCUGAAGCAUGACUGGCACCGGAGAAGUAGACUGCCCCACCUUGCAGCAAGGGAAAAGGCUUUGGAAUUUCAAAUCCAUCAGUCACUGGCUGUGGGCCACACUCAGGUGAAGGACAUAAUUUCACAGGUAUUUCUGGGUAAGAUAGCUCCUGUCAUGAGGGCAAAUUCUCAGGAAAGAGUGCAUCUGUGAGCCAUUAGCAGCCAACACUCACAGCAGCUGGCUCAUGAGUACAAUGGCUUGGUAAAAGGCAUCUGGGCAGAGCACCAACAACACCUACUAUAGCAGCGGUUCUCAAAGUGUGGUUCCUGGGACAGCAGGAUCAGCCUCACCUGAGAACUUGUUAGUAAUGCAAAUUCCCUAGCUCAACCUCAGAUCUGUCGAAUCGUAAACUCUGGAGAUGAGAACCAAGAAUCUGUGUUGCAGCAAGCCCUCCAGGUGAUUUUGUUGCAUGCCCAAGUUUGAGAACCAUUGAACUACACUGGCCUAUGGCUAGCAACUGUAAAACAAAAGGAUUGGAAUUGAACCCAAACCUCUUGCAGUCUCCUGCACAUAGCCCUUUUCCCACCUUUGCCCUUGUAGUUCUCCUCACUUGAAAUGCCCUUCUCCCUUCCCAUCUUCUCCAGGCUCCCAUCCCAAAUUAUGGAAGUACUGGGCAUCUUUGAAGACCAGCUCAAAUGCCACCAGCUCCAAAAAGCAUUGUUGGAUUCACCCAGCUCAGAGGAUUGCUGUCUCCUCUGUGCCCUCUGAGCACUUAGUCUUCACUCUAACAUAUACUCCACCUUGAGUUAUGGUCAUUGGAGUGUAUGUCUGGUCCCCUGUGAGAUUAAGCUGCUGGAGGACAACAGCUCUUCCUCGUCCAUCUUUGCAUAACUCUGCACCCAGAAAAGAAUCAAUGCUCAAUGUUUGAUGCAUUAAGUUGAAGAGAAUCUAAUUGGAAAGCCGGGGGUCUAUUUUUGUCAUUCUGAAAAGCUCCUCAGUUCCAGCUACUAUUAUUUAGUGAAAAUGGGGAGAUUUCUGUGCAUUUGUAGACACGAAUUGGAAGACCAUCAGAGAAGUGAUUCAGAAGAGGCUUGCCUUACAUCCUGUCUCCUUUUGUGCAACUUAGUACUUAGGAGGAACAGUGAGUGCUCAUCUGUGCUUCAGUCCCAUCAUUGUCACAGCUUCUCAUUUUCAGUAUAGCCUCACAAACUCAUGCCUAUGUUGGUCAUGAGUGGCUUUGGUAGGAUGGGGAAUUUUUAUUCAGCAUCCAUAUUGUCUUGUCCUCCUUCCACCUCCAACCCCCCAAAAAAGGGCCCGAGGAAGCAGUUGUGGGACAAUAAUUAUGAUAAUCGUAAUAAUAGCCAACACUUCAUGACACUUUCUCCAAGUCAGGCACAGUUCUGAGUGCUCUACUCAUGAAUCUAUGGACUAGGCACUAUUGAUACCCUGUUUUAUAGGUCAAGAUACCAAGGCAGCUUGAUCAAAGUCACCCAGCUGGCAGGAACAGAGCUAGGACUCUGGCCUUGAAGUUAGAGAUCCGGUUUGAAUCUCGGCUUGUUACUUACUAGUUCUGAGAAGUUAUGCAAGUUACUUAACUCUCUGAGCCUUGAUUUCCUCAUCUGUAAAAUGGGGAUAAUCAUCUCCUCUUUGAGAUAUAUAGAGAUUAAAUGAGAUAACAUAUCUGAAA